Molecule: messenger RNA, 1485 nt
Organism: Closterium sp. Naga37s-1
Lineage: Eukaryota; Viridiplantae; Streptophyta; Zygnematophyceae; Desmidiales; Closteriaceae
Source: the annotation of a GenBank genome assembly
AUGGUGCGAUUCUUGCGCGACGCCACCGAGCUGGCGCAGCAGCCCGCGCAGCCGCCGGAAGCGGGCGUCGCGCAGGGGGAGUGCAGCGCGCAAGAGCGAGCGCAGGGCGCGCAAGAAAAGGCGCAAGGCGCGGAACAAGAGCGUGGAAGAACGGGAGACCAGGGCGCGGGAGGGUGGGGCACUGGCUUUGCUAGCAAUAUACCCGGAGCAAGUGGUCAUGCGGAAGGGGAAGUGGGGGGGAGGAGUCGGGAAGCAGCGGCUGGCGGAAGCGAAAGCCGUGGGGCGAUUAGCGGAGGGGGUCAGCGCGGAGCGGAGGCAUGGGCGGCUCAAGCAGGUAUUGAGGGGAAUGCCGGUCAGAGGGGGGCGGAUGCUGCGGGUAGAGGGGGAAACCCGGCGGGGGGAACCCCGGUUUCCCCCCGCGGAAGAAGCGCAGGCGGAGGAGGCGGAGGUGAAGCGAGACCAGGGGGAGCGAGCGCGAGCGGGGAACCGGGGAGGAGAGGCGGAAGCGGAAGCGGAGUUGAUGCGCGCAUGGAGGUGAGCGCAUAUGCGAACAGCAUGUCCGUACUGCGGGAGGCGACAGGCGUGGGGGGAGGAAUGGCAUGGGGGGAAGGGCUGGGCGCGGGCGCGGGCGCAUCCGGCAGGAGCGGCGGGUUGAGGGGAAUAGGGGCGCGGGAGGAGGGGGCGCAGCCCUUCUCCCUCACCUUUCUCACGUCUCUCUUCCGCCGGGACCCCCUCCGCACGCGCUCCUCUCGCCGCUCCCGCCACGCAGCUAGCCACGGGGAGGGGGGACCCCCUUCGGAAGCAGAGCAGAUUCCCGUUCCGCCCCUGGAUAAAAUCCUCAACGUUCCCCGAAGCGUCGCAUCCGAUACAGCCGCUCGUGCUGCGGGAAUCGGCUCAUCCACUCCCCCGCAAACCGCCUCUUUCCCCGGAGGCAACCCCCCGUUAGGGGCAACGUUUCCCCCCAACCGCACAUACCACUCCCCCGCCCUCCCCUCGCCUGCGCAGCCGUCCCCCUCUAGCGCCGAUCCCCACUCGCUCUGGUUCUCCUCCCCGUAUGAAAGCAUGGGGGCGCGGAUUGCGGAGAGUGAGGUAGCAGAAACGUUGGGGAGAGGGUUGGUGGGCGGAAGCGGACGACUGUGGGGAGGGGGGUUGCCUGGGGGAGGCGAGGGGAGAGAGAGUGCAAAGGCGGAGACUGUGGGCUGUGUGCGCCCCAUGAUGCCGCGGUGGGUCACCCCCCCACGGCGCCUCUGGGCAGGUAGAGGGGGAGGGGAAGUGGCAGGGGCUGGCGGAGGUGGUGGUGGUGGUGGCGGAGGGGGGAGGGCGCAGGGGGAGGAGGAGCGGGGGAGGGCGAAUCACGCAGGAUGCGGGCAAUUCCAGGAGGUGAGGGCUGGGGUUGGUGGGAUAGGCAAUGUGCACUGUUCGUUUCUCCAGAUGUCGCAGCCUCUGUCCCAUCCCUCAUCAUACCACCCCACCACCCAUCGCUGA